CUUGUAACUCAUCUGAAUUUCUGAGGGUUUAAACAUAAAAGGGUUGGAAUUUAAUGCUUCAUUUGGUGUUUGUGCUAGUUCCAAAUUAGUGAAUUUGAUUUAUUGUUAAAAGAGCUUUAGCAUUUGAUGCUUUUAGGGUACCAUCAAACACCCAAUUUCAGGGGGACUGUGAAUGACAUCCUGCUUCAUCUCAGUUCUUGCAUAAUUCAAGUAAGAAUUUGAUGCUUUUUGGCCAUUUUUUGGAACACUCGUUUUUUCAAAUUCCUUUUCCAGGGGUUAAUUCAGAACUUGGAUGCUUUCUUUUCAUUCUACAAGAAUUGAUCCUCCUUGAGAUUGUGGAAAAAAAAAUAGAAAGAAAACUAUUGUUCUUCUCUAGGCUCAAAGGAAUACAAACGGAAUCUGCUUUUUUUUUUAACACUUGCAAGCUGUUAACUUUAUACUCUGAAAGGUUCACUUUCAUGUCCUGUAGGAGGAAUUUUCUCUCUUUUUUGCCUUGCUGCAGAGUAGAUUUGAUCCUAGGGUUUAUCAGAACAAGAGCUAAAUAGUUGGUCUCUAUUAAGAUUUUCUUGUGCCAGAUGUAUUUGAUUUCCACUUUUUCUUUGUUUCUUUACUUUAGCAUUCUCUCAGUUCUAUAAAGCUGCCAUUGUUGUUUGUUCCUUGUUCAGUCUGCAAGAUAUCCCCCCCAAACUAUGUUUGGUCAAACCAAAGGUUGAUUUUCCUUAGAAUUUGGGUUUUCUUUUUAGCUUUUGAAUCUUAGAAAAUGACUAGUGAAAAUGAUGAUAUGGGAUUGGCAAUGAGUUCAAUAUCCAUGUUCAACAAGUCUUCAAAUACAUCAGAUCCUUUCUUCAGUUCUGGUUGGGAUCCAAUUGUUUCACAGAGUGAAAGCAUUGGAGGUUCUUCAAUGGCUUCCCAUUACCAUCUUGUGAUGGAAAAUCAGGGAAUUAGUGGCACUUCCCAUGUUUCCCAGUAUCAAUCUGAUCCAAGCUAUGUUGAGUUGGUUCCAGAGCUUACUGGCUUUGAUGGUGGAAAUUUUUCUCAAAUGGUUGGUCCCUUUAGUGUACCACAAUGCAAUCAAGUUGCCAACAGCAGGUGCCCCCCGGAUUUCGCUCUAAACACCGAGGGUGGCAACGGAAGGGGUUCGACAAAUAGUUUACUAUUUCUUGAUGAGCGCAAAAUCUCAAAAGAAGCGCUUGUAGACAUCACGCCUAAUGGAAAGAUCCGAAAACGUGCUCCUGAAUCCGGCUCUCCAUUAAGAUCAUGCAAGAAUGGUGAUGAAGGGCCUGUAAUGAAUCUGUCUAGUGAGGGCUGUGAUGGUCCGAGGGAACAGGCCAGGAAGAAACCGAAAACGGUACAGAAUACGGGUGCUAAUUCACGUGGUAAGCAAACUGCUAAACAAGAUAAAGACAGUUCACAGUCCGAGGAAUCUCCUAAAGAAAACUACAUCCAUGUGAGAGCAAGAAGGGGUCAGGCUACAAACAGUCAUAGCCUUGCAGAAAGGGUGAGAAGGGAGAAGAUAAGUGAGAGAAUGAGAUUGCUUCAAGAACUCGUACCAGGGUGCAAUAAGAUUACUGGGAAAGCUGUAAUGCUGGAUGAGAUUAUCAACUAUGUCCAGUCAUUGCAACAGCAGGUUGAGUUUUUAUCGAUGAAACUCGCCACCGUCAACCCGGAGCUAAACCUUGAUUUAGUCAGAAUUCUAUCCAAAGAUAUUCUUCAUCCACGGAGUGGAAGUGCUGCAGUUCUCGGAUUCGGUCCAGGGACGAACUCUCCUCACAGUUUCUCCCCUAGUACCUUUCUCGGAACAAUUUCAGGCGUCCCAAAUUCAAAUCCACAAUUCCCUCUCUUGCCUCAGACCGUACUAGAAAACGAGCUGCACAAUCUUUUUCAAAUGGGAUUUUAGUCGGGUUCGACCAUCGAUGGUUUUGGACUAAACGGUAUUCAUCCAAGUCGAUUAAAACCAGAGAUGUGAUAUCGGGAAGAAACUAACAUGAGAAAGAAGCUUAGUCCCUCCUAACAAAGAAUUUCAUAUGUUUCAAGUAAAAUGCAGAUAAGUUCAUGGGGUAAAAUCCAGGAUCAGCUGUAUAGGUUAUUAAGUUUCCAACAAGAUCAUGUAUAUUUGGAAAACAAAGCAAAGAGUUUGGUUGAUGGAAUCUUCAUUUUUUAUUGGUAUUUUUGUUUGAUGCUUUGUGAAAAGAUUGGAAUAUGGUGUUGAGGAGAUUAUCUUAUAGAUUGGA
Hibiscus syriacus is the source of this 2231-nucleotide messenger RNA. RefSeq names its product transcription factor bHLH74-like. Gene Ontology annotation, cellular component: nucleus. The record is from RefSeq and is a predicted model, not a curated record. Gene Ontology annotation, molecular function: protein dimerization activity; DNA-binding transcription factor activity. NCBI's taxonomy places the organism in Eukaryota, Viridiplantae, Streptophyta, Magnoliopsida, Malvales, Malvaceae. Gene Ontology annotation, biological process: regulation of DNA-templated transcription. The transcript has 8 exons. Bases 761 to 1897 code for a protein of 378 amino acids.